Molecule: messenger RNA, 3327 nt
Organism: Vespa crabro (European hornet)
Lineage: Eukaryota; Metazoa; Arthropoda; Insecta; Hymenoptera; Vespidae
Gene: Traf4
Product: TNF receptor-associated factor 4
Exons: 6
Coding region: 688-2061 (457 amino acids)
Biological process (GO): protein K63-linked ubiquitination; regulation of apoptotic process; regulation of canonical NF-kappaB signal transduction
Cellular component (GO): plasma membrane signaling receptor complex
Molecular function (GO): zinc ion binding; protein binding
Source: RefSeq, a predicted model, not a curated record
GAGAAGAGGAUAUCAUGAAAAUUACACCGGUAUCGUGCAUAUUUUGUAGCAUGCAAGAAAAGAAAGAGUAAGAGAGAAAUAGACAGAGAAAAGGAGAGAGAAAAAGAGAUAGAGAACCGUUCCGCGGAUUAUUCUCUUUCUCUCUUUCUUUCUCUGUCCUCGUUCGUUCAAAGCCGUUGGCCGGGCCCCAAAUCGUCUAUCCUUGUUUCUCCUAAGGGACAAACUACUCGGCCCGUCGCUCUCACCUAAGUUAACCAAUCACAGCGCUCGGUCCAGCGGGCCCGGCGCAGCUGUUCCUCGACGACGACUACUCGCUGCAGCUUGCGUUCAGUCUGUCAGAGAGAGCCGUGACGCGCAGACCUUCGAGUUAGCAACGACUUAGCUGAGAUUUUCACUAACGCGUGGACUCAUUUUCUCUCUCUCUCUCUCUCUCUCUCUCUCUCUCUCUCUCUCUGUCUUUCUUUCUCAGUUGUAUGCUCGUUGAAACGUUCGAAGAGAAGACAGAGUGCGUGGCGGGAAUUCGAAUUCGUAGGGUCAGAAAUUUGUCGAUAUUGUGAUCGAGCGUCUCGAUUGACUGCUCGAUAAAAAAAUACGGGAAAAAUCGGUGGGAUCCAAGUGAAAGCGUCCUGUUGGAGAAGGGACGGUGGUGAGGAAGGAGAAGAAGGUGGUGGAGGAGUAAGCGAGAAAAUGGUGCGCGGUUUGUCCCAGUGGACGAAGACCCUGAGCUUUCCGGCCAGAGUGUCACCUCAGAGACCUGCCAAGGAGUCAAAGGGCUUUCAAGUCAGCCCUAGUGCCAGUCCUACUUCACCACCGAGUCCUAUAAACGAUACGAUGGACAAGACACCGAUUAUUACCGACGAGAAUUUCCACGACUUGGAAGCUGAAAAGGCAAUAAUGGGAUCCAUUGUUUACUGCAUACAUCACAAAGAUGGUUGCAAAUGGUCGGAUGAAUUAAGAAAAUUAAAGGCUCACUUGAAUACCUGCAAACACGAUGCAGUUCCAUGCAGUAAUAAAUGUGGUGCAAUGAUACCGCGUGUAUUGAUGGAGGACCACUUGAAGUAUACUUGCGCCCAACGGAGGGCACGCUGCGAUUUUUGUGCCAAAGAAUUUACCGGCCACACCCUCGAGAAACACACAGGUACAUGCGGAUACGAGCCGUUGUACUGUGAGAACAAAUGUGGAAUGAAAGUUCAAAGAAGACACUUAGGCCAGCACAAGUUGGGUGAAUGCGCCAAGAGAUUGGUUGCUUGUCGUUACUGCAACAAGGAGUUUGUCUAUGAUACGCUUGGUGCUCACCACGCAAAGUGCGGCCGUUUCCCAGUAGCCUGUCCUCAUCGUUGUGAGACCGCAGUUUUGCCGAGAGAAGAUCUCGAAGUUCACCUUAAAGAUCAUUGCACGACUCAUUUGCUCUCGUGCACGUUUAAGGAUGCCGGCUGUCGCUUUAAGGGUAACAGAUUUUCUUUGGAUAAACAUCUAGAGGAAUCAGCGAAAAUGCAUCUCAGCCUAAUGUGCAGCGUGGUGACGAAGCAGCAGCAUCAGAUAACGAGUCUAAAGUCUGCGAUCAGUAAACUUUCGUUGAAUUUUACUGGCACUCUUAUAUGGAAAAUCACGGAUUAUACAGCUAAGAUGUCCGAGGCAAGGGCCAAGGAAGGAAUGGAACUCGUCAGUCCACCCUUUUACACUAGUCAAUACGGAUAUAAGCUGCAGGCUUCGGUUUUCUUAAAUGGAAACGGAACCGGCGAAGGCAGCCACAUUUCUAUAUACAUAAAAAUUUUACCUGGGGAAUACGAUGCUCUAUUGCGAUGGCCAUUUUCUCAUAGCGUGUCUUUCACCAUGUUCGAUCAAACGGUCGUAGCAGAAAAAGCUUGCAAUAUCGUUGAAAGUUUUAUACCAGAUCCUACCUGGAAAAAUUUUCAAAGGCCCAGUCGUGAACCAGAUUCACUUGGUUUCGGAUUUCCACGAUUUGUCUCACACGAAAUGGUUAAAAAACGACAUUUCGUAAAGGACGACACAAUGUUUAUCCGAGUUAAAGUAGACCCUAGUAAAAUUGUCGCUGUUUAAUUAAGUAUAAUAUCAUCGAGGAUUACCGAAGAAAAUGUCUUUGAUAUUACAAUCGAGAUCGUUUUCUUUUUAAUACAUAAUAGUGUGCUCGAAUAUCGCAUAUGUGUGCUUUACAAGAGAAAAUUUUUUAAAUAUUGUUAUAUUCAUUCGUUGACAAAUUGUUAAAUGAUUUAAAAGAAAUCGAGCGAUAUUCGUGAAGAGAAAUUUUUGACAAAUAUUAUUCGUUAAUAUUUGACCCCUAUUACUUUGUGAUAAUGGUACUUCAGAGAUAGAAAAUAUGGUACUUAUAGCAGAGAUUGCUAAAGAAUUUAUUAAUUUUCCCAGUUAUUAUUAUGCUAUAGAAUAUAGUUGCAAUUUUUACUUUCUUCUUUACUUUUCUUUUUUUUUCUUUUUUUUUUUUUUUUUUUUUUUUUAAUAUAUAUAUAAAUCUACACAUAUGAAACUGAGAUAUAAUUUUGAUCAGAUCUUCUUUUAUAUAUGCAAGCUAUAUUUAUAGUAUUAAUAACUUGUUGAUAUUACGAAGUGCUACUUACGCUGCCGAUAUUCUUUUGAUAAAGCAUACACUCUUUUUAUACCCGUAUAUUUAUAUCUAUAUAUUAUCGAAAAGAAAUUAUUUUGUACGAUUUAUAUAAGCAGCUCCAGACACAACGAAUUUUAAUAACACGUCGCGAUUUUGCCACCAAAUAUUAGUACAUUACAAUCUUAUAUACGAUACGAUAUUAGAAAAGAAUUACACUUCUGCUACUUCGUUCUUUUUUCUUUUAUAUAUAUAUAUAUAUAUAUAUAUAUAUAUAUAUAUAUAUAUAUAUACAUAUAUGUUACGACGACAUUCGAAGUUAUUUCUAAUUUAAUGAUCUUUUACAUGUUUCGUACGCGUAUAUUAAUAGAAAGUCACUGUAAUUCAUGAAUAUCAGUUUUCUCAUUUUAAAGUUUACAUUUCGAUGUAUAUUACAAGUGGCCUUAGAAUCAAUUAUAUAUAUAUAUAUAUAUUUAUACAUAUAUAUAUAUAUACACACACACACGCAUAUAUAUAUAUAUAAGUAUUUAUCUUUAAGACAUCAAAUCAAAGAUGAUUAAGGGACUGUAUACUAUAAGUUUAGAAGAUGUAAAUAAUGUGAGAAACCAUAGAACAUGAAUGGAAGAGGUGUACCACUGUAAAUACGCAUUUAAUAAUGAUAGUGAUAAUGAGAACAUGUGAUUGAGAUGCUAGUGACUGUAUGAUGUACUGAGAUAAAGUAAAUUAAGUAAUAAAACUAUUCUACAACA